Molecule: messenger RNA, 2598 nt
Organism: Condylostylus longicornis
Lineage: Eukaryota; Metazoa; Arthropoda; Insecta; Diptera; Dolichopodidae
Product: sodium-independent sulfate anion transporter-like
Exons: 8
Coding region: 534-2447 (637 amino acids)
Biological process (GO): transmembrane transport
Cellular component (GO): membrane
Molecular function (GO): sulfate transmembrane transporter activity
Source: RefSeq, a predicted model, not a curated record
ACAUUAUUAAGAAAUUUGAUUAUAGUGUAUAAAAGAAAUUUUGUAGAUUAUUAUUCGUACUAUUUGUAUUGUGUAUUGUUUUCAUAAUUAUUUUUCUUGUGUUUUUGGAAUUCUUUAUAUUAUACUCGAAAUUAUUUUUUUUAUAUUCUAUGAUAGUGUCGGUUCUUACUAAUUAAUAUAAUAUAUACGUAUGUGUUUAUUAUUAUUUAAGAAGAAAUUAAAGGAAAUGUUUUAUUAUCGAAAAUUAUAACAGUAUUUACACGGAAAACACCAUUCGAAAUAAUAACAGUUUAAAUUUUUUCAUUUGUUCUUUUCAAAAAUUUUAAUUUAAAUAUUAUACAUGUGUGUAUGAAUGUAAUAAAAUAAUAAUUUAAAAUGUGAUCCAUUUAUUUUAUUUAAUUAUAAAAAUAAAUUAGUAUAAAUUGUAUUUUAUAUAUGAAUAAUAAAGAAAAUUUAAUAGAAAAAAGAAAAGUAUAAGAAAAAUUAAUAUUAAAAUUAUAUAAUUUAAUUGAAAGAAACGAAAAAAAAAAAAUAUGGGAUCACCAAAUAUUGUUGAAUUAGAAACACAGUGCUUAAAUUCAAUUAAUAAUGAAACGAAAAAAAUACAUAAUAAUAUGAUUGUUAUACAUAAUGUAAGAAAAUCUCGUAAAGCAAAAGCUAAAAGAUGGAUUAAAAAUAGAUUUCAUAUAUUAAAUUGGAUAGAAGAUUAUAAUUUACAUUUUGCAUUUAAUGAUUUAAUUGCCGGAUUAACAUUAGGCUUAACAAUAAUACCAGAAAGUAUUGCAUGUGCAAGAUUAGCUGGUUUACCAUCACAUCAUGGAUUAUACUCAUCAUUUAUAGGUUCUUUUGUAUAUUUAAUAUUUGGAACAGUAGCUAAAGUCCUAAUUGGUCCUACUAGUCUUGUUGCACUCGUAACCGUACAAUUCACUAUGGGAAAACCAAUACAAUUUGCUUUUAUUUUAACAUUUUUGGCUGGUGUUGUUGAAUUGCUUAUGGGCUUAUUACGACUAGGUUUCAUUUUUGAGUUCAUUUCAAUGCCAGUUAUUAAAGCAUUUUCAACAGCAACAGCAGUUUUAGUUAUUGAAUCGCAAAUUAAGGUUAUUCUCGGAAUCAAAUAUUUAGUUCCAGGAUUUGUAAAUUCUAUACAAAAUUUAAUUUAUAAACUUGAAGAAGCAAGAGCUGGUGAUGCUGUAAUGGGAACAUGUUCUCUAGUUUUUUUAAUAUUGUUAAAGCAACUUGAUCGAAUACAUUUUGAUGAAAUGAAACCAUCUGGUCGUUAUUUAAAUGUAAUUGUUAAUUAUAUAAGUUUAUCGAAAAAUGGUUUUCUUGUUAUUAUUUGUGCUGUUGCCUCAUAUAUAUGGGUUUCAAAUUCACCUGAAAAUGAAGAACCGCCAUUUAGAUUGAGUACAGAUGUUGUUCCAGGAAUGCCAAAUUUCUCAUUUCCAUCAUUUACUGUAGAAGCCAAUAAUAGAACUUAUACAUUUUUGGAUAUUUGUAGUGAACUUGGAAUGGGAAUAUUUGUGAUACCAUUUGUUUCAUUAUUAACAAACAUUUCAAUUGCAAAAGCUCUAACACCAAAGGGUUUAGUUAACGCUAGUCAAGAAUUAUUUACAUUGGGAUUAUGCAAUAUAAUGGGAUCAGGAGUUCAGUCGAUGCCAACAUGUGGUGCAUUUUCAAGAGCAGCCAUAAGUCAAACGAGUGGUAUUAAAACUUCAAUAGCUGGAAUUUAUUCAAGUUUCGUUGUAAUUUUUGCCAUGAGUCUUUUAACACCAUAUUUUACAUAUAUCCCAGAGAGUACAUUAGCUGCUAUUUUAAUGGUUGCUAUUGUUACAUUAAUUGAUUUUAAAAUACCGAUAAGAUUAUGGCGUGAAAGUAAACGAGAUUUUUUUACAUGGCUAUUAUGUUUUUCAGCAUGUGUAGUAUUUGGAGUUGAAGUUGGUCUAUUUUUUGGAAUUGCAGUUACAGCAGCAUAUCUUUUAUAUUUAUGGGCUAGACCUAAAAUAAGAGUUAAAAUUGGAGAGAUUAAUGGCAUGCAAUAUGUUCAUGUAACUCCAAAUCAUGGAAUGUAUUUCCCAGGAAUUGAUCAUUUAAGGGAAAGAACAUUGAAAGCUUGUAUAGAAGCGAAAUUUCGUAUUCCAGUUGUUAUAGAUUGUCAUAAUAUAACAGGUUUAGAUUAUACAGCAGCUCAGGGUAUAUCAAAAUUAGCUGUUGAAUUAGAAGAUGAAAAUCGAUCACAAGCAUUAGUUUUAUUCAAAUUAAAUGUAAAAUUUCAAAAAUUAAUUGAUAAUCUCAAUAAUUUAGUAUUCUGUGAGACUGAAGAAAAAUUAAAGGAAAUUUUAACACAAGAAAGUCUUCGAAAUGGUUUUAUAUCACUAAAGGAUCAUGUUAGAGCAUCUAUUGAUUUAGGUUAUAAACUAAAUACAUUAGAAGAGAUCACAGAUGAAUAAUUUAUAUAUAUAUAUAUGUGUAGUAUUAUUAUUGUUAUAUUUUUAAUUGUUUAUACAUUAACACAUUAUACCUAUCCAAAAAAUUUGUUAUAAUUAUAAUUUUUAUUUAUUGAAAAUUUUGUUAAAUAAACAAAAUUUUGCUUGUAUUUAA